Messenger RNA from Bubalus bubalis (water buffalo), 4140 nucleotides. Its product is annotated as elongation of very long chain fatty acids protein 4-like. Gene Ontology annotation, molecular function: fatty acid elongase activity. The coding region runs from base 2047 to 2502 and encodes 151 amino acids. Lineage: Eukaryota; Metazoa; Chordata; Mammalia; Artiodactyla; Bovidae. Gene Ontology annotation, biological process: fatty acid elongation, monounsaturated fatty acid; sphingolipid biosynthetic process; fatty acid elongation, saturated fatty acid. The transcript is spliced from 10 exons. Gene Ontology annotation, cellular component: endoplasmic reticulum membrane. The record is from RefSeq and is a predicted model, not a curated record.
ACAGUCCAUGCAGUCAAAGAGUUGGACAUGACUUAGCGAUAGUGUCAUGCAUGAUUGAGUGCAAGGGCUCUGGAGCCAGGCUGCCUGGGUUUGAACCCUGACCCUGCUCCCUGAGCGCUGUGUGAUCCUGGACAAGUCACUUAACCUCUCUGUGCUUCAGCAGUUUCCUCCUUAAAGUGGCUUUUGAUAGUAGCUAGCUCCCGGGUUGUGAGGAUGCUCCCGGGUAGUGUGUACAUGGUGUGUAGAACUGUGAGUGACCCAUGGCAAUGACCUCAUGGAGUAACUAUAAUGUGACAGUGUGUGUACCAUGCCCUGCAUGCCACCCGUACAAGUUCCAGCUGUCCACCCUCAGGCAGGCAUCCUGCUCACCUCAAAGCCCCAGAAGCGGCUUAACUUGCCCUGCUGGGGGGCAGCCAGGGCUCUGUGAGUCUGGGGGUAACUGGGUGAGGAGGGGAUGAGGUUGUUAGGUGUUUUGUUGUUUUUCUUCGGGCAGAAGGAAUCCACGGUGACGUCAGUUAAGACCUUAUUUUGCAGUCGUGAGUUGGAUGGCAGUUUUCCCCUAAGCUCUUUGACCUAUAGACUCAAAGGGGCACUUAAGUGGGGGGGUGCAUCACAGGAGACCAGCGGGCUCCUCCCUCAGGGCAGAGCUGUGCCCAGCUCAGAGAAAGGGCACCGGGCUGAGGUGGUCCUGCCUAAAGUCACAGUCCACUUCUCUGGAUCCCACUGGCUUCCCAGGGGCUAGGUGGACAUUGCAGCAUCUCGGAUCCCCUACAGGGGGCUUCCCACAGGUCUCCAGCGACAAGUGCAAAGUUAUCCACCUGGCAUUGUGAAGACACCAGUGAGAGCUGCCCACAGAGGGCGACAGCAGCCUUCAGCAUCGUGUUUACAUCCUCCCGACAUCAGCCUGAUGGCUGUUUCCCACGGGGAACUGACAUUUCCACUAUACCGCCAACCUUACGAACUAACCUCCAGGGUACCCACCGUGCCUGUCAUGGGAGAGGGAGGACGGAUAAGAGAGAUGGAUAGAUUGGCCCCAGAGGAGGGAUUGGCCUUGAACAAGGAGGACCAAUGUGGAGAAGGAACUGGCCCAUCCCAUCCAAGGAUGGGAAGUGGGUGUGGGUUGCUAGGGAGAGUGAGGGGACUAGAUUAGAGUGACGGCAAAGCAGUGCAUUGGGCUGUGGGCGGGAGGGUCCAGCUGGACUCGGGGCAGCCUUGAAGUUUCAGCAGAACCGCUUGACUUGAUUCUAUAGGAAAUGGCAUGGACUUACAUGGGAAGACAUAUGACUUGUCCUUGGGCUGGAGCCCAGCUAGGAAACUUUCCCAGGUGGAGAGAGGGCAUGGGCAACCCAGGUCUGCAGGGAGACAUGUAACCAGGCUGCAUCCUGCCAGCCCGAUGGCUAAACCAAAUCCUCACGGUGGGGAUUAUCCAUUACUUUUUCUAGUUCUUUCAGAUUCCUAAUCCUCUUGGCCCUGAGCAUGGAUAAUCCAAGGCUUACGUGCACAUGAUUUUUCACAAGCUUUCCCAAGACCUUGGUCUUGUCAGGAGGUGAAACUGAGGCCCUGGUUGGGGCGCUCCGGAGUCACUGAGGACGGGGAGGGAGCGUGUCCAGGCAGCUUCUAAACCUUCAGCUCUUUAGCAUCUUACAGAGAGAGGAGGGAAAGGCUGCAUUGAAGAGAGGAUGUUUGGACAAACAGCCAUCUUAAUGGCUUCUCAAUAGAGCCGCCGCCCUUUACAUUCUGAGCAACCCCCUCCCCUGGGCUGCCUGCUGUUCUGUCUCCCUGGAUCUGAGACUGUGUCCCAUCCCCGGCCAGACCCGAGGACGGAUUCCUGGUUCCUGGUGCGCUCGCCGCUGCCCGUCACCCUCCUGCUGGCCGUCUACCUCCUCCUGGUGGUGGCAGGGCCUCGCCUUAUGUCCAGUCAUGAGCCUCUGAGUCUGGCAGGGCCCCUUGCCGCCUACAACCUGGGCCUGGUGGUUCUCUCGGGGUACAUGUUCUAUGAGCCUUCAAGACCCUUCAUGAGGGAUUUUCCUGGCAGUCCUGUAGUUCAUGGCCACUUUGCUCCUGGCUAACUACAGCUACCUCUGCGACUAUAGCCGGGGCAAGCUUGGGAUGAGGGUAUCUUCUUGCAGGCAGAUGGCGAGCGUGUGCUGGUGGUGCUUCUUCUCAAAGGUCCUUGAAUUACUUGACACAGUCUUCUUUAUAUUACGAAAGAAGCCUGAGCAGAUCACCUUCCUGCACGUCUACCACCAUGGCACCAUGCUCUUCAACUGGUGGGCAGGGGUCAAAUACGUGCCGGGGGGUCAAGCCUUCUUCAUUGGGAUGCUGAACUCUCUGGUCCAUGUCUUCACGUACCUGUACUAUGGACUGGCCAGUCUGGAGCCCCGCCUGCGGCCCUCCUUGUGGUGGAAGCAGCACCUUACAAUCCUGCAGCUGGUGAGAAAGACCUGCUGGCUCCAGGGGCCUCAGUGGAGCCCCAGCUUCUAUUCUCAACUGCACCAGUGACUUGUAAUCUGACCACGAAAAAGUCCUUCUCGUCGCUUCCUUAGCCUCUCAACUUGCAACAUCUCAGCAACCAUCUCGCCAGAUCCUAGCACCGACCCUGACUUCCUGACCUGAUGUGAGGCCCGAAACAAGCGAUUCCGGCCUCAGUCUCAUCUUCCAGUGAAGUGAGGGGGCUGGGCUAGGUACUCCUGGACGGCUAAUGUCCUGCGAGUCUGUGGUCGCUGUUGCAUCCCUGGGGGACUGGGGGACCCUGUUGUUUGGAGAGCAUCAUUGCCAACUGCAGGGUCAGUUUGUGGCCAUUGCCACCCACUCCUCCUACAAUCUCUUUGCUGAGUGCCCCUUCCCCGACAGCUUCAACGUGGCUGUCCUCCUGUACUCCCUCAGCCUCUUGGCCCUUUUCCUCAACUUCUACCAGCAGACAUACCUGAGGAGCAAGCAGAAGAAAUUGGCUUAAGGGGCAGGACCACGGAUGGAAACUAACAGAGCUGUGCCCACAGAGAGCUCAUAUCCCACCUGGGCUGAGCAGAUUCCUCUGGGCCCGAGGCUCAUUCUAUGAGCAAGGACAAGACUCGCCUCUAUUCCAGAGUCCAGGAAGACAGAAGUGGAUUCAGCUUCUUGAACUCACUUCUUAUGUGAAUUUGUCACUGUUUGUACACCUCCUUUCAGAUACACAAUAGAAAGGGUGUAUGUGUGUGUGUGGGGGGGUGCUCAGUUGUGUCCAAUUCUUUUGCAACCCCAUGGACUCUAGCCCACUAGGUUUGUCUGUCCGUGGGAUUCUCCAGGCAAGAAUAUCGGAGUGGUAUGCCAUUGCCUUCUCCAGGAGAUCUUCCCAACCCAUGUUUGUUGUGUCUCCUGCUUUGGCGGGUGGGUUCUUUACCACUGAACCACCUCUGCUAGACAUGAGCCCCACAGGAAGAACUGUCUUAACUCUCCAUGUUCCCCAGACCUGGCACAGCACCUCAAUAAGUAGGCAUUUGGAUCCGUAUCUUGCCCCACUGGUGGUCAUGACCUCUGAUGAAAAGCAGAGCUGGGAGCAUGGAGGAGGUCAAGGCUGGCUUGAUCUCUCACCUUGUGGGUUGAGACAGUGACUGAGAAUAUCCACCCAGGAACUGGGCCUGUGUGAUUUCUAGUAUGGAUGUGCAAACAUUUCCCUUGCAUAUCUCUCUGUUCACUAGUGUCUGCAUAUGUAUUUACCAAGUUGUAUAUUUCUAUGUGUGUGAGUGGGGUCGCAGACGGGGCUACACAUAUAUGUCUGAAUGUGUGUGCUAAGUCACUUCAGUCGUGUCUGACUCUUUGCAACCCUGUGGACUGUAGCCCACCAGGCUACUCUGUCCAUGGGAUUCUCCAGGCAAGAAUACUGGAGUGGGUUGCCAUUGCUCACCACUAGGGGAUCUUCCCAACCCAGGUAUUGAACUCUCGUCUCUGAUGUCUCCCUCUUUGGUAGGCAGGUUCUUUACCACUAGUGCCCCCUGGGAAGCCCCGUAUGUCUGAACACUUGUUUUCAAAUACAUGUAUAUGCUUCCAUUUAUGAUUUUCUUUGUUGGUAUUUUUAAUUGGCUCUUCUGUAAAUCUUGGAAAGUGCCACUCUGGCAAAUAAAAGCUGCUGGGAUCCAUUCUGUCCCAGUGGGAGACACAGAA